Musa acuminata AAA Group (dessert banana) is the source of this 3867-nucleotide messenger RNA. RefSeq names its product kinesin-like protein KIN-7J. The record is from RefSeq and is a predicted model, not a curated record. Bases 736 to 3615 code for a protein of 959 amino acids. Lineage: Eukaryota; Viridiplantae; Streptophyta; Magnoliopsida; Zingiberales; Musaceae. Gene Ontology annotation, molecular function: microtubule binding; microtubule motor activity; ATP binding. The transcript has 15 exons. Gene Ontology annotation, biological process: microtubule-based movement.
CACUCGCUGUGGUGGAAGGCGCGACGCAACCACCGACAGGUUUGCGCGCCGCUCAGCCUUUAUUUUUGCUUUACUCAGCCUUAGAAAAGGAGGAUUGAGGAAUCUGCUACACGUUGUCGCUUCGCCAUCCCUCAGCGGUAGAGCGCCCCCACUUGGGCAAUCAAAUGCGAGGAAUCAACAUGAGGAUGGCAUCGACUUCACCAAAUGUUACCGCAAGUAGUUUGAUUUCUCUUCUCUUCGUUCUCAGUGUUUCACACGCACAUCUGUAACCCAUCUACCAUGGCAAGGCCUUUUACUUGUUGCUCUCUCUCUCUCUCUCGAUCCAGAGGUGGUUGGAGAGAGGCCAUUGUACAAGGACGAAGAGCUCGGGCAGGUUGACGAAAGAAAAAGCUGAGGUGGGGAAGGAGGAAGGCACGGGGCCGCCGUGGUCAUGGCGGGGACCAUCCUGGCCAUGGAGAAAUGUCCAAACUCGGGCGGCGACUCCAUUACAAGAAGCUGCGGAAUCGAAUUGGUGAUGGAACAGCGAUCAUUUUGUUUACCUCUUCGCAUCAGAAUGUUGGAAUCUUGAAGGACGGGGAAAAAAAAAGGUCUUUUUGAGGCUGAAAUCUUCGCGAAGUGGGAUCAACCAAAUGAACGACGCAUAACGCGGUGUGCACCGUGGAAUUCUCGUCUUCUACCGCCUCCGCUCCUUCUCCUCUUCAAUAAAAAUCUUAUCUUGGGAGGGAGGUGGGAGAAAUGGGGAGCAUCGGCAGCGAGGAGCCGGCGCAGUGGGAGAAGGCGGAGGGCGGUGGCACUGUUGGGGAGGAGGAGAGGAUACUGGUUUCGGUGAGGCUGAGGCCGCUCAAUGCCAAGGAGUUGGAGCGCAAUGACACCUCGGAUUGGGAGUGCAUUGAUCGCACCACCGUCGUCUUCAAGAACAACCUCCCCGACCGAUCCAUGUAUCCGACAGCCUAUACUUUUGACAGAGUUUUCGGGUCAAAGUGCGGCACAAGGGAUGUGUACGAGGAAGGAGCCAAGGAAGUUGCUCUUUCUGUUGUAAGUGGAAUUAAUGCAACUAUAUUUGCCUAUGGGCAAACUAACAGCGGAAAGACAUACACAAUGACAGGGAUAACCGAGUAUAGUGUAGCAGAUAUCUAUGACCACAUAAAGAGGAAUGAGGAGAGAGAAUUCAUUCUAAAAUUCUCAGCUAUGGAGAUAUACAAUGAAGUGGUUAGGGAUCUCCUCAGUAUGGAUGGUUCCCCUCUUAGGCUACUUGACGAUCCAGAGAGAGGAACUAUAGUGGAGAAACUUACAGAGGAAACUCUGAGGGAUGAGAACCACCUCAAGGAGCUUCUUUCCACAUGUGAAGCACAAAGACAGACAGGGGAAACCUCCCUAAAUGAAAUGAGCUCACGAUCACAUCAGAUACUCAGAUUGACAAUUGAAAGUUCUGCUCGAGAGCUUCUGAAUAGGAACAGCUCAAGCACUCUUGCAGCCACCGUGAAUUUUGUUGAUCUUGCAGGGAGUGAACGAGCAUCUCAAACUGGUGCUAGACUGAAGGAAGGCUGCCACAUUAAUCGAAGCUUGCUUACCCUUGGAACUGUCAUACGCAAGCUAAGCAAGGGAAGAAAUGGGCACAUUCCAUAUCGAGAUUCAAAAUUGACACGCAUACUGCAGUCUUCCUUGGGAGGUAAUUCAAGAACAGCUAUUAUCUGUACAAUGAGCCCUGCACGAAACCACAUCGAGCAGUCCAGGAAUACCCUUCUAUUUGCAAGCUGUGCAAAACAAGUAGUUACAAAUGCACAGGUCAAUGUAGUGAUGUCUGAUAAGGCAUUGGUUAAGCAUCUACAAAGAGAAGUUUUCAGAUUGGAGAGUGAACUGAAAUAUCCAGGAUCGGCCUCCUGUUCUUCUCAUUUUGAAGCCCUAAGGGAUAAAGACGCUCAGAUUGAAAAGAUGGAGCGAGAAAUCAAGGAGCUGAUACAGCAAAGAGAUCUUGCUCAAUCUCAACUCAAAGAUUUGCUUGCCACUGUAGAUGAUGAUCAAGCUUCAAGUCAAUGGCAUGAACUGAGUCACGCCUCUGUAUCACAUGUGCACAAUAUGCCUGAGGAUGUAUGUUCCAUUUCUGGAACAUCAGGUAUUGCAUAUCAAAGUUCAGAGUUUGGCUCUAUAAGUUUUGAUGCACCACAUCAAAGCAACAAUGAAUAUCAUGUAGAGCUUUCUGAUAAACUGGACAUAGUUCCAGAUAUCUCACCUAGGCACUCAGUCAGCAGUUCUUUGUCUACUGGAAUGAUCUUACAGCAGACAAGGGACAAAAGUUUUGAAGCCUCAUCAAACGAUUUUGAAGACCAUUACAGGGAAGUUAGGUGUAUUGAGAUACAUGCUUUAGGCACAAAUAGAAUUGAGGAGUUCAAUCCACCAUUGAUUGAAGAAAGUGAUGAUCUACCAUCUCAGACUGAUUUAGACAAGCUUGAAGAUACUGGACCACAAUCUGUAAGUUAUGCAUUUCUAAGACCUGAAACGGAGCAAUCAGUGAAGGGCAUAUCAGAGACAAUUGAUGAUUUCAUAAAAACAUGUCUUGAUGAUAUGUCUCCAUGGCCCACAAUGCCAAAAAUAAUGACUUUCAGGGAGUUGCCACUAACUAGAAGCAGAAGUUGCAGGGCAAGCCUUAUGACUACUUCAUCCUCUUUUUGGACUGAAGAGGCAGAGCAGCAUGACGGGAGACCACCUACGAACUUCUUGAAUGAGUUUCCUGUCAGCCUUGGCUGGAUUCCAAGAAAAAUUUCUGUGCCAUUGAAUGAUAUAAAAAAUGAGGCACACUCAUUUGAAGGAUCCCAGAAUACGGAAGAGCCUAUUCCUAGUCAUGUCAUUGAAGACCAGAAUAUUAGGAUUGUUCCUGAAGAGGAUAUUACCAAUGUCAGUAACUUUUUUUCAGGAGUGGUUCAGAUGGCUCAGAGCCAGCAUCAAAAGGAACUUACUGAUGAUCAGGAGACUCAAUGGGCCCAAGUUGAAGAAUUCGAAGUUGAGAAAACUGUAAAGGAUGUUGGAGUAGACUCAGUAUUGUAUUCUAUUGAAUCUCCUUCGAGAUGGCCAAUAGAGUUUCAGAGAAAGCAGCAGGAGAUAAUUGAACUUUGGCAUGGUUGCAAUGUUUCCUUAGUCCACAGGACUUACUUUUUCCUACUUUUCAAAGGUGAUCCAUCCGACUCCUUCUACUUGGAAGUGGAGAAUAGAAGGCUGUCCUUUCUAAGAAACACUUCUCUUCCUGAGCAUUCUAACAUGAUAGUGGCUGAAGAUGGUCGUACCAUUAUGUCCUCCUCAAGCUUGAGAUAUCUUCGUCGCGAAAGGCAAAUGCUGUACAGGCAACUGCAGAAAAAGUUAUCCCUAGAAGAAAGGAUCACAAUCUAUUCCAAGUGGAGAAUUGCUCUCAACACGAAACAGAGGAGCCUGCAGCUGGCCCAGCUUGUCUGGACAAAAACUGACAUGCCACAUGUCAGGGAGAGUGCAUCGCUUGUAGCCAAGUUGAUUGGAUUUCAGGAGCAAGGGGAGGCCCUCAAGGAGAUGUUUGGACUCAGUUUCAUACCACAGCAAACUAACCAUAGAUCCUUCGGCUUCACAUACAGGAAGUCUUUGCUCAUGUGAGGAAUACGUUCAUAUAGUUCUCAAGGCAGUAAGUCUGCAGAACUGCCUAUCAUGAUUUGACAUCAACUUAUUCACAUCUCUUUUUUCCUCUUUUCCCAGUGUGUGUAUUCUUAUGAUUCUUUAAUUAUCAAUUCUCCAUAGAAUUUCUUACAAAUUUACUGCAUUUACCUGGAUGAUGAAAAGAACUUCUGUUCUUGCAUGCCACUCAUGUAUCAUUUACAAGGCUAUUACCAGUCCUGGCUUGUUCUUUUA